Molecule: messenger RNA, 3033 nt
Organism: Dermacentor andersoni
Lineage: Eukaryota; Metazoa; Arthropoda; Arachnida; Ixodida; Ixodidae
Gene: Ctps
Product: CTP synthase
Biological process (GO): pyrimidine nucleobase biosynthetic process; CTP biosynthetic process
Cellular component (GO): cytoplasm; cytoophidium
Molecular function (GO): identical protein binding; CTP synthase activity
Source: RefSeq, a predicted model, not a curated record
CGCAUGGGUCAGCAGGGGCAAGGAGGCAAGGAGACCAACGGGCCCCAGCGAAUAAGCGAAUGAAUGACGCGCGCACUGCGACUCGCGGCGACUGUGCGGUCACAUCUGACUCUGAUCGCGAAGAACAACGUCUCACGGAGUCGCACUCCUCCAGUCGCCGCGAUGAAGUACAUUCUGGUCACCGGCGGUGUCAUUAGCGGCAUCGGCAAAGGUGUGAUUGCCAGCAGCGUGGGCACCAUCCUCAAGGCUUGCGGCCUCCAAGUCACGUCAAUAAAGAUAGAUCCAUACAUAAACAUCGAUGCCGGAACCUUCUCGCCGUACGAACAUGGCGAGGUGUACGUUCUUGACGACGGCGGCGAAGUCGACCUUGAUUUGGGAAACUACGAGCGCUUUCUGGACAUCACGUUACACAGGGACAAUAAUAUAACAACUGGGAAAAUCUAUCAGCAUGUCAUCAACAAGGAGCGAAAGGGUGACUACCUUGGCAAGACUGUGCAGGUUGUUCCCCACAUCACUGAUGCCAUUCAGGAGUGGGUUCAGAAAGUUGCGCUUAUUCCUGUCAAUGACUCUAACCAGACACCAGAAGUUUGCAUUAUUGAGCUUGGAGGAACGAUAGGUGAUAUUGAAGGGAUGCCCUUCGUGGAGGCUUUCCGACAGUUUCAGUUCCGUGUCAAAAGAGAAAACUUCUGCUGCGUUCAUGUGAGCCUGGUGCCACAGCCCAAGAGCACUGGAGAGCAUAAGACAAAGCCAACACAGGCCAGUGUCCGUGAAUUGCGAGGCUUGGGCUUAUCUCCGGAUUUGAUUGUUUGCCGCAGCGAAAAUGAGAUCACGAAUUCUGUCAAGGAUAAGAUUUCCAACUUUUGCCACGUUGAGCCACGGCAGGUCCUCUGCAUGCAUGACGUGCCUAGCAUCUACCAUGUGCCUAUCUUCAUGGAGGAGCAAGGCAUUGUCGAGCUUUUCGCUGAACGCCUUCACCUUCAGGUGCCAACUCCUAGACCUCGUCGUCUGAUGUAUAAAUGGCGGGACCUUGCGCUCAAGGCGGAACGGCUCAUACGGGAAGUGACUAUUGCACUUGUGGGAAAGUACAUCAAGUUGCAGGACGCUUACUCCUCGGUUAUCAAGGCUCUCCAACAUGCUGCACUCGCCUGCAACCACAAACUGAAAAUCAUGUACAUAGAUGCAGAAGAGUUGGAGCCUACUAUGAAAGCUGAACACCCAGUCAAGUUUCAUGCUGCCUGGCAGAACCUGUGUGUUGCAGAUGGCAUCAUUGUUCCUGGAGGCUUUGGAAGCCGAGGAGUGGAAGGCAAGAUUGCUGCUAUCGAAUGGGCCCGAAAAACAAAGAAACCAUUUUUAGGUGUGUGCCUUGGGCUGCAAUGUGCGGUGAUUGAGUUCUCUCGCAAUGUCCUAGGGUGGGAAGAUGCCAACUCAUCUGAGAUCAAUGCCAAGACUUCACACCCUGUUAUUAUUGAAAUGCCUGAGCACAAUGUGGGUCAAAUGGGAGGUACAAUGCGUCUUGGCAAGCGAGAGACAAACUUCAACACUCAUGACUCUGUGUUGAGGAAGCUGUACCAGAAUGUGGACAAAAUUGAGGAAAGGCAUCGGCAUCGGUACGAGGUUAACCCUUCCUAUGUCCCUGAGCUUGAGAAAGCUGGCCUGAAGUUUGUCGGCAAGGACACUUCAGGAAAGCGAAUGGAAGUGAUAGAACUAUCUGAUCACCCAUAUUUUGUGGGUGUUCAGUUUCAUCCAGAGUACAUCAGCCGGCCACUGAAGCCGUCGCCGCCUUACAUGGGGCUCAUCUUGGCUUCGUGUGGCCGCCUAAAUGGGUUCCUCCUCCGCGGGUGCCGUAUGUCACCUCGGCAACUGAGUGACAUAGGUUCUUCGUCUGAGGAUGAGACGCAUGAGCCUGUUCCUGUCCGUGUGGAAGCAGGCACAUCCACAAUGCCUGUUCGGGUAUCAAUGCCUGGCCGAGAAUCUGUUAUGCAUCAUGACUUGCACCAUGCUAGUCAUCAAGCAGCACAUGGUGGUACAAUGGCACCGGGGUUUUCACGAAGCGAAGAUUACCGCUCAGUUACGACAUGUAACGAUGAUCCUGACCCGCCUAGUGUCUCUGAAGGUCAUCCCUCGCCGCCCCCAUGCAACGGGAAAAUCCUGACGGUGGACGAGGCUGACGAGUCUUACGACAGCACCAGCUUGAAUGCCAAGACUUCAAAGAGCGACAAAUCUUUAAAGCAGCGCACCUUCCGCUACCAUAUAAGGAAAGGUAAGCCUGACUGGUUCUGGCAAAACCUUCUAUCAGGUUCUGAUGUGGUACGCUUCAAAUUUUUGUGUUGGGCCAAUUGACAGCCUAAACUCUAAAUGUUUUUCUUUUCACAGAUGUGCUUGUCACUUUUACCCUGUGCUAUGCCUUAUCGUACUUAAUCGAUUGUUGUUAUAGUCACCGAAAACUAGUGCCAGGGCCUGAAUGUUGUAAUACAUAUAUUCAAUAGCUCUUUCUUUAGAUAUCAAAUGAGUACUUAUAAUUAAUACUUUGAGGAAUGUGUAGUGCUGUGAAUAAUUUCUGAAGCAUGAUAGUGUCUGAGAUUGUUCACUGCGAAAACUGCAGUAUAUGAAUACUUCAGAAGUGCUAAAGUGACCAAGUAGGCUUCUCCUUAGUAAACAAAAUCAGCAUGUUUGCUGUCACCUUUGUAUCAAUUGCAGGUUCGUCUUCGUAUGGAUCUGAUAUUUGACAUACAGAGAACACGUGAUGAUGAGCUGUAUACCCGAGCACCAAGACACACAUGAAAAUGUGCACGCUGUACCCUAGGCCAUCUUGGGGCUUUCAGGCAGUGUCAACAUCUAGCAGUUCUUUCAACUUGCAUCAUGCCCCUUGCGAAUGUGGACAAUAUUGUGAAUGGGAAGAUGUGAAAUAGCACGGAAUAUGUCAUUCAUGAGAUCGUUGUUGACUAACGUUAUGGGUUCCAGGUAGGAUUUACAUGUAACUGUUAUAGAACUAAUCUAUUCAACUGCAUAUGGAAUAAAAUUUAUUACUCCUCA